Ogataea polymorpha is the source of this 2295-nucleotide messenger RNA. RefSeq lists its product as uncharacterized. Gene Ontology annotation, cellular component: cytoplasm. The coding region runs from base 958 to 2295 and encodes 445 amino acids. Gene Ontology annotation, molecular function: saccharopine dehydrogenase activity. The record is from RefSeq and is a predicted model, not a curated record. The transcript has a single exon. NCBI's taxonomy places the organism in Eukaryota, Fungi, Ascomycota, Pichiomycetes, Pichiales, Pichiaceae.
CUCCAGACAACUUUGCGUUUGUCGAGGACGGUCUUUAUCGCUGUUCCGCGCUCGACGCCAUCAACGCCCCUUUUUUGGAAACGCUUGGGCUGUCUACUAUUGUUUGGCUCGAUGAGGAAAAACCGCCUCGAGCAAUCAACCAGUAUAUCGAGGACAACCGUGUGCGCCUAUGCCACCUAAAGGAGUCCAGUGUCAUUCCUGAAGAUACCGACAGCAUGCGGUUCCAGGACUGGAUGGUUUUGAGGCCGACAUUGGUAGCAGAGACAUUCCAGAUCCUUCUGGACUACCAGACGUACCACGAUUGUCUGCUGGUGGACAGAAGCGAGGUAGUGAUUGGGUUGCUAAGACGUAUCCAGCGAUGGAGCUACUCGAGUAUCUCCAAUGAAUACAGGCUCUUUGCCAACAACAAGGCUAACUAUGCGGUGGAAAACUACCUGGAGCUUGUGAACAUCGAACUGGUGCCUUACGAGAGAAUGGCGGAUCAAGACGACGAGGACGAGGAGACCGUGGUGGUGGAGGAGCCAAAGAGCCUGGAAAAAGACCUGAGUAUCAGCCCGCACCUCUCUGUAUCGACGUCGCCGCAGAUCCCAAAAACGCUGCUCAAAAUGGUGGAGAUGCGUCGCCAGAAACGGAAGCACAGACAAGAGAGACAACAAAGCAUCAGCUACUCAGGAGUGAGUUUCUUCAAGCCGGCAGGAACGGCGUCGGUGCGCGUACGGCUGCCCAGGGAAGAGAACUUGCCGGCCUGGUUCAUUGAGCUGAGAACAAGGUGGGAGCAGGAGGCCUGAUAGAAAACUUGAUAGGUUGAAAUAAUAAACUAAUAAAUCGCCAGAACCGAUUCAGGAAUAAUUGAUUGUAUGCGCGUUGGCGGAGUGGUUGAUUUGGUAAAAAACCGCCUGCACACCUUCGACCUCGCAUAAAAUUUCCACUUUGCAAUUUUCAUAUCUUUCUUCCAACAUGACUCAGAAAGUGCUCCUUCUCGGUUCUGGUUUCGUCGCCAAGCCAACUGUCGACAUCCUCGCUAAGCAGAAAGACAUCGAAGUUACUGUCGCAUGCAGAACUCUCUCGAAAGCCAAGGAAUUGGCAGGCUCUGUUGCCAACGCAUUGUCGUUGGACGUUACUGACCAAGAUGCUCUGGACGCUGAGGUCAAUAAGUACGAUGUUGUCAUCUCUUUGAUUCCAUACAUCUACCACGCUGCCGUCGUCAGGGCUGCAAUCAAGUCGAAGCACACCAACGUCGUCACCACCUCCUACAUCUCUCCUGCUCUGAGAGAGUUGGAGCCAGCCAUCAAGGAGGCCGGCAUUGUCGUGAUGAACGAGAUCGGCCUGGACCCAGGUAUCGACCACUUGUACGCCGUCAAGACCAUCGACGAGGUCCACAAGGCCGGUGGUAAGAUCACCUCUUUCCUGUCGUACUGUGGUGGUCUUCCAGCACCAGAAGAUUCUGACAAUCCUUUGGGAUACAAGUUCUCGUGGUCCUCUAGAGGUGUUCUUCUUGCUCUGAGAAAUCAGGCCACAUACUGGAAAGAUGGCAAGAUCGAGAAGAUUGCUUCCGAAGACUUGAUGGCCUCUGCCAAGCCAUACUUCAUCUAUCCGGGAUACGCGCUGGUCUGCUACCCUAACAGAGACUCCACUGUUUACAAGGAGCUCUACAACAUCCCUGAGGCCCAGACCGUUAUCAGAGGCACUUUGAGAUUCCAGGGAUUCCCAGAGUUCGUCAAGGUUCUUGUGGACAUGGGAUUCUUGAAAGAGGAUCCAAACGAAAUUUUCUCCAAGCCUAUUCCAUGGAAUGAGGCUGUUUCCAAGUACAUUGGAGCUGCCUCUCCUUCUGAGAAGGACAUUGUUGCCAAGAUUGACUCUUUGACCAAGUUCAAGGACGAGGCCGACAGAGAGAGAAUUUUGGCUGGUCUCAAGUGGCUCGGCCUGUUCUCCGACAAGAAAAUCACUCCUGCCGGCAACCCAUUGGACACCCUGUGCGCCACUCUUGAGCAGUUGAUGCAAUACGAAGAGGGCGAGAGAGACAUGGUCAUUUUGCAACACAAGUUCGGCAUCGAGUGGGCGGACGGCAAAACCGAGACUAGAACCUCUACCCUGGUCGACUAUGGUGUUCCUGGCGGCUACUCCUCUAUGGCCAAGCUGGUCGGUGUUCCUUGUGCCGUUGCUGUCUUGCAAGUCUUGAAGGGUGCCUUCCCAGGCCCAGGCCUCUAUGCUCCAAUGUCUCCAGAGAUCAAUGACCCUAUCAUGAAAAUCUUGAAGGAUGAAUACAACAUCUACCUGACCGAAAAGACUUUGUAA